GAUCAUGGUGCGUCUCGAAUCGUCUACUGCCAAAAUGCUCUCCGGCUAUCUGGGAACAGCAUUGUUGGUGGCCGGUUUCACCCAGGCCACCGCCGGAGUCGUCUGCGACUCCAGAAAGUUCGAUGCGGCUUCAGACGACAUAUCUUUUUUCGGCGAGGGGCCGACAAUGGCGAUUGAGGCCACUCGUCUCAAAGCCAAAUGCGCGAGCGAGACUCAAUCGCUAAAGGUGGUUCAGGACUACGCCGAUAGAUGUGUCCAAGGCACGAGCAAGGGUAUUUUGCAGAUUUUCAUUGAUGGGGCUGCCACAAAUAUCGAAAAACACUGCAUGGACGAUCGCUACAAGUCGAAGUUCGUUCGAUUGACACCGUGUUUGAACCGAAAUGCUGGUGCUGGAAUCCACAAGUGCAAUCGAGACUUCGCCGGAAUGAUUCGGAGCAUCGCACUCAAACCAACUAAAAUUCGUAUCCCGCUCAGCUGCUGCUCCAUGAACGAGUACAUGAACUGCGUUUUGAAGCACGCGGCGAAAUGCGGCCCGGAAACCAAGGAAUUCGCGAGCUCAAUCAUAGAGGGCUAUGCUGGAGACCUCCUAGACACUGUUUGCGUGAAAUAUAAGCCCGGCUCUAAAGAAUGCAGAAGUCUGCCUAAGGUCACUCCCAGCACCUCUCUGAGGCUUAAGAGCGUUCUAUUCCAUCUGUCUGAGGCUUUCAAUGGUCGCCCCUGAGGCACUGUCAUUCAUCCACACGACCCGAAUCGACUGAUAUCGAUACCGUCGACCGCGCUCGAGAUGACCAAUAUUUUGUUUGUGUUUGUUUGCUCGUUUUCACUGCAUUGAUGAACUUCCCUUUGAUGAGUCGACCUACACAUGGUGCUGAGCCCACAAUAAUUCUGCAAUAAAGUUCACGGUCAUUGAAAACGGAAAU
Molecule: messenger RNA, 920 nt
Organism: Galendromus occidentalis (western predatory mite)
Lineage: Eukaryota; Metazoa; Arthropoda; Arachnida; Mesostigmata; Phytoseiidae
Exons: 3
Coding region: 5-721 (238 amino acids)
Source: RefSeq, a predicted model, not a curated record